UUUUCAGUCGCAAAGGAACGUGGCGUUGAGGUGACUCCGUUUGCAGACCAUCAACUUUCUUGGUCUGCUUGCUCUCCUCUUUGUUCAAAAAGAGGAUCUUCUUGGCACGCUAUCAGCUCUGAGUCCGCAAGUCCACCAAGCCCUCGUUUUAUCGUCACUCCUGUAGACGCGGAAGGCACCAGCGAACGUGAUUCUCCUACGGAUCCGAUUCGAGAUUCUCUCGGUUCUAUUUCUGCAGCUUCUGCAUCUCACAGUCGUAGUCCAUCUGGCAGUGCAAGUUCACUAGCAGUAUCCGUGUCAUCCUUCGGUGUAGGUGGUGCCGUGCAUCGUUCGCACACACUGUCACCGCCAUCUCCUAUCGGCUGUGGUAGCACUCAAUCAACUCCAACACUGGGUGCAAGCAGUCGAGUUGUCCAAUCUACCAGUAUGCAAUUCGGUGUGCAACGAUCGCCGAAACCGUCGCGACUUGUGCAUGCCAUACCACACAAGUGGACUAAAACAACGAAGUUCCGUUUGAACAGCGAUUCUGUCUGUCACUUCUGUCAACGGCCGCUCGGUUUCGGUUUUUUGCACGCCUGGGAAAAGUGCAGAUCAUGCAAGUGGAAAGUGCAUACGCAUUGUCGGAGUCGCAUAGGAGAUUCGUGUGGCCUCACCCCUGAACACUUACGAAUCCUCUUCGACAAACUUGUGCAGCAGAACAACGGGGACAUUUGGAAUGACCCACAAAGCGCUGUGCCAAUGUCUCGCUCGUUGAAUGAACCAGCUUUCCAAUACCCAGAUUCAGGGAUGGGGAUUGGUGAUAGUUCAUCAUCAACGAAUAGCUCUGCUCCAAGCACUCCGGCGCUUCCACUUGGACUCAGCUAUGCAAAUAGCCCGUACGCUCUUGCGACAGCUCCAUCACGGAGUGGUGAACGGAAAUUCACUUUUCCCGAUGCGGUGCCUGAAGUUCCAGACAUUGUGCUGCCUGACAUGAGCGAUGGUGAAAGCAAAACAUCAGGUUGGCCAAGCUCCAGUUCAGAUUUUGGUGAGGGUCCAUCUUCGCUGAAUACGAAACAUGGUGAGGGCAGUGAGGGGACCGUCAUUGUGGAUUCCAUCGGCAGCGCUGGAACUGACACAGCUCUCUCCGACAGUUCCACUGGUGGGAGAUCACCAGGUGGACAUACGUGGGAUCGAAAUAGAUGGAACAUGAGUACAAUUCGAGGUCCUAAUGCACAGACCGACACAGCUCUCUCCGACAGUUCCACUGGUGGGAGAUCACCAGGUGGACAUACGUGGGAUCGAAAUAGAUGGAACAUGAGUACAAUUCGAGGUCCUAAUGCACAGGCAAGCUGGAAUGAAGUCAACAUACCUUUUCAAAAGAUUGACUUCGAAAAGAACUCGUUGAUUGGUCAUGGUCGAUUCGGAGACGUUCUUCGUGGCUACCAUUUCGGUGAUGUUGCAGUGAAAUUUUUGAAUAUGAGUCACAUAGAGGAGUCAAGGCGAUUGGACGAAUUCAAAUCGGAAGUCACUGCUCAUAAGAAUACUCGACAUGACAACAUUGUUCUCUUUCUCGGUUACUGUAUCGAAUCAGAUAAAUUUGGAAUUGUAAUGAGCUUGUGUAAGGGACGUCCCCUUCAUCAUAUCCUCCACGAGACAAAUGAAGCCGUCGAUUUAGGAACAGCUCUGAUUAUUGCUACCCAAAUAUGUCAGGGAGUUUCAUAUCUUCACACUAAAAAAAUACUCCACAAAGAUCUCCGUUCCAAGAAUAUCUUUAUCGAAAGCAAGAACAAAGUGGUGAUAACUGACUUUGGCUUGUUCAGCAUGAAGCGGUUGAGACACCCAAGCAGGAACAAUACAAUGGUUGUGCCAGUGCAUUGGUUGUCGUACCUGGCUCCAGAGCUUAUUAGAAGUUUGUGUGAAGAUUGGCGGGAAUUGCCAUUUUCCGAAAGCACUGAUGUUUUUGCGUUCAGGUUCGUUUCUUUCGUUUUCGUCGCAGGAUUGACUGUUUCGGUAAUGGCGAACCGAGUUGUCGCCGCUCUUCCUCGCAUUCGUGCCACAAUAGGACAUAUUCCCCAGAGGCUGAAGACAGCAAACAUUGAACCGAGUUCGCGGGCACGUCUUGAGGUUCUUCGACGUAUCGUCACACGACUGGUCCGUGAAGAAAGAGCCGAGCUGCAAUGGAACAGAGCGGUGGAAGCUCGGCCAUAUCUGGAAAGGUUGAUUCAACUUGGAGUCGAAAGGGGUGAACAUGAUGAGUACACAACGGAGAUGAUGGAGUGGUGGUUGCUUGAAGCGGAUCUCAUCGAAAAAAUGCAUAAAGUGAUUGUACCUCGCUUCGUUAACCGCGAAGGACCUUUCACUUCAAUAUAUCGUCUUCCUACACAGCGCUUGCAACAGCACAUACAUGGCCGAAUAGAACGGUGGAGGCGAUACGAUAUUGCCGUUUUAGAAAUUGAUGGUACUUUCGAUAGAACUUCAGGAAAUCCAUUCCCACCUGUGAUGGGUGCAAAAGCCCGACAAUUCGUCGUCGUUGCUGAAUGGUUUUGUUUGCGGACAGUCUUCAGAACCGGUUGA
Messenger RNA from Ostertagia ostertagi, 2553 nucleotides. The record is from the annotation of a GenBank genome assembly. Lineage: Eukaryota; Metazoa; Nematoda; Chromadorea; Rhabditida; Trichostrongylidae.